AGGACAGAGUCAGCCAGCUCAGCUGACAACAGCAGCGAAAUGAUGGCAGACUCUGGAAGUACCGAAGAAGUCGCUGUGAUCUGUAACACCGAUAUCACUUCAACGGAAUCCGAGAACAACAUUAUAAACACGAUGGUGGAACGAGGGACAGCUCUGUUGAGAAAAAUGGAGAUAAAUGUGGCAGAGGCAGAGAAGAGAACAGGGAAGAACGCUGUUAAUAUGCAGGAAACCUAUACCGUUUACCUCAUAGAAACACGGCCCGCUGAAGCUGUCUCAGAGGGGGGUACACCUGCCACGCCUGACACUUUGUGGAGACGCUACAGUGAGUUUGAACUGCUCAGAACAUACCUCCUGGUCACCUACCCCUACAUCAUCAUCCCUCCACUACCAGAGAAAAGGGCAGAGUUUGUGUGGCACAAGCUGUCAGCAGACAACCUCGACCCAGACUUUGUUGAGCGACGGAGAGUCGGCUUGGAAAACUUCCUGCUUCGUGUUGCAUCACAUCCUGCCCUUUCCAAUGACAAAAUUUUCUUCCUCUUUCUGACGGAGGAGAAGGGCUGGAGGGAGGCGGUUUUGGAGACAGGUUUCCAAGACAAGGCUGACUCCAGGCUAAAGUCUCUGAGUGCCAUGUUCAGAGUCAAGAACCCUGACAAGCGAUUCACUGCACUGAAACAAUACAGUGAUGAACUGAACACUGCUGUCUCACAGUUACUCAGGGUGCGGGCGAGAGUAGCAGACAGGCUGUAUGGAGUUUACAAGGUCCAUGGGAACUAUGGCAGAGUAUUUAGUGAGUGGAGUGCUAUAGAAAAAGAGAUGGGAGACGGUCUACAGAGUGCUGGCCACCACAUGGACACGUAUGCUGCAACAAUAGACGACAUUCUGGAGGAAGAAGAGCACUAUGCAGACCAAUUGAAAGAAUACCUUUACUACACUGAUGCCGUCAGGUCAGUAUGUAGGAAACAUGAGUUGAUCCAGUAUGAGUUGGAGUUGGCAGCUCUGGACCUCGCCCAUAAGAAACAACAGAAAGAAGAGCUGGCUACUGGGACAGUGCGCGUCUUUUCUCUAAAGGGGAUGACCAGUAAACUGUUCGGCCAAGAGAGCCAGGAGCAGAGGGAGAGCAGGUUGGCAGCCCUGGAGCAGAGUAUCCAGGAGGGAGAGGAAACGGUCAAAGAAAAGAACACAGAGUGCCAAGAAUUUGUGCGAACAGCCUGGGAAGACAUUGAACGUUUUAAGGAACAGAAGGACAAAGAUUUGCGCGAAGCACUAAUCAGCUAUGCCAUUAUGCAGAUCAGCAUGUGUAAGAAGGGCGUCCAGGUGUGGUCCAACGCCAAGGAGUGUUUCAACAAAAUGUGAGCCACUUUCCAGCCAAUCCCUAUCCUGCAACAAAACAGUAGUCAGUCAGAUUGUUCACAGCGGGGCCAUCAGCCAGUCGUCAGCAGUCUUGUGGAGAUGGACAGCGGGAGUCCAAAUACUGCCUUCACUUUGUUUGCUGUUGAAUUGUAGCAACUUGAUUCUCUGUCACCUUCUCUGUCUUAAUCUCUCACAUGCAUGCACACACACACACGCACGCACGCACACACACACACACACACACACACACACACACACUCACACACACACACAUUUAUUUUGAAAAAGUUUCUUAGUCAGUUAUUUAGUGGAUUCAUGCCUUUUUAAAUUCAAGUGUCUAAACAGUACAAUUCUCCUCUGCUGAUAUAACUUAUACUGCAGAUGAUCCAAAUUUUCUGUGCUUUUUCCUUCAUUGUUACACAGCUGACUGCAUACGUCCAAGAGAAAAAUCCUGCACUAAUAAUGCAUGAUGGUUCACGGUGAGAAUAGCUGUGCAGUAUAUUUUGGUUGUUACCUUCUCUUGAUUUAUCCCUCACAGUGAAAAUAAGAAAAAUGUCAUCUUGAAAAGCGGCGCAUUUCACUACAUUUGUCACAAAUAGCACUGCAGACCAGCAUCAAAGUUGUUUUCUCUAAUUUGACACUUAAUUGUCACUCCAUUAAAGCAUUUAACUUUUACUUUAAUAAUUGGCCAGUAAUCUAUGCCAAAAUCUGCAAAACUUCAAAUAGUCUGUCUGCAAGAGCAUCUAGAAACAAUGUCUCCAGGCCUCCCAAAUGUAGCAGAAAUGUGCAUUGAAAUUACGGAAGUUGAAGUUAUGGAAACGCCUGAGAAUUGUUGUCAGGAAUUAGCUACAGAAAAUACUUGUACUACUACUUCUCAUCCUUAAAUAAGAAAUGUAGUCUUUUGAAACUGUCAAGUGGAUAUCAAUCACUAACAGAAGUCAGUUUUUAAGAAAGGGAACACGUAGACAUUCAUAUUUCCUUUCCUCCUUUUCCUCAAAUAUAUGUCAUGCACUUCGUGCAUAAGUCAGUCUUUAUGCUGGUAUAACUGACCAAAGUGCUUAUGACCAAGUACUUGUACAGAUUACGGGUGGGGAGCACAAGAGAGGGAUUGACAUGCUUGGGACAGGGUUGGUAAUUAAUAUUGAUUUGUUUAUUGUUUUGUGCCAAAUGCAAAGAGCCAUGAGUAAAGAUGCAGUCAUGAAGGCCUCAGUAGGAGGCUUUUUGGGGAUCUGGAACAUGGCGUCCUCACCAAUUUCCUAUGUACAAACUGCAACAAAAAGUGUUGUUAAAAGCAACACAAUCAAUAAUUGAGCCAUAUUCUUUGCUGUCAAGCUUUAUAGCCUUAAUAUGAACAUUGUUUUUUUUUUUUUUUUACAACGGGGGAGGGACAAUCUGUUGUUUGAUGCUGUCAGCACCCUUUAAUGUGCCUCACCCCUUUUUCUGAUAUCAAGUCACUGCACUAAAUUAUCAACUUGGUCCCAAGAAUAUCUCAGGUCAGUGUGUAGGGAAAAAUACUGACCAAAUAGUGGAAACCUUUACUACAUAUGUGUAUAUAUGGAUCCUCAAAAUCUGACCACAUGUGCUACUUUUGCUUCCUGGUGAUAACCAUCUGAGAAAAAAGUGGUGCAAACUGGGUAUGAUGUAAAAGUUGUGCAGAGAUUAUUUUCCAUCAGCAAACCCUGCCUUUUCAGAAUAAACAAUCAAUUUUUCUCAGAUAAUCCCAAAUUGAGGCUGUAUGUAUGUUUUUUUUAAAUAACUUUGUUUAAUGAGUUUGUUUUAUGUAAUCAAUGUGCUGAGACACUAAUAAAUAUUUCUUUAAAAAAAAAA
Molecule: messenger RNA, 3177 nt
Organism: Micropterus dolomieu (smallmouth bass)
Lineage: Eukaryota; Metazoa; Chordata; Actinopteri; Centrarchiformes; Centrarchidae
Gene: snx4
Product: sorting nexin 4
Exons: 14
Coding region: 40-1353 (437 amino acids)
Biological process (GO): protein transport
Molecular function (GO): phosphatidylinositol binding
Source: RefSeq, a predicted model, not a curated record